Molecule: messenger RNA, 660 nt
Organism: Aethina tumida (small hive beetle)
Lineage: Eukaryota; Metazoa; Arthropoda; Insecta; Coleoptera; Nitidulidae
Exons: 3
Coding region: 1-660 (219 amino acids)
Source: RefSeq, a predicted model, not a curated record
AUGUACGUGUACUUCAAUGGAGACAGUGACAUUAAAAUAAUCGUAUCCGCUACUUCACUUGGAAGAUAUUGGAACAUAAAAGUAGCCCAAAUAGGAUGUGAUUGUCCUUGGAAAGCUCCAACUGGGUGUUUACAGUACUUCACUUCGCUAUCAGGGACAGUUAACAACUUUAAUUAUGGUACCCUUAUAAACGUAAACACGGUCAAUCAACUCAUAGGUCCCGACAUAGUAGCAGUUCCAGGUACAAGACAAAUGGCAAAUGAGAACUACGGCGUUUGUGUCCAAGUCCAACCUGGGUACUGCUCAAUACAAUGGAGUCAAGGAAGUGACAGUACUUCCUUUACAGUUACCAACAACACGGCUCUGGAGGAGGCUAUUUACGUUUUGCCUGGUGGACCAUUGAAAGGGGAGAACUGCACCACUGAUUAUGUGGUGAUACCGAAUCCGUAUUAUACGAAUGGUACUGCGAUUGAUGGCGACAGAUUUUGUGGAAAUCAAUUUAUUACUUUAGUCAGUUCAUCCAAGCCUUUUAUCAUGACUGUUGUGACUAAUAAUGACGAAGUAGAUGAUAUUGCUAAUAGAGGAUUUUCCUUAGAUUAUGCACAACAAGCGUGUGCAACUGAUAGCAACAAUGUUGCACUUGUUUUAGCAAUGGGAUAA